Molecule: messenger RNA, 3572 nt
Organism: Orbicella faveolata
Lineage: Eukaryota; Metazoa; Cnidaria; Anthozoa; Scleractinia; Merulinidae
Source: RefSeq, a predicted model, not a curated record
CCUUAUUUUCAGCACGGCCUAUCCGUAAGACAAAGCCGCACACAGAUAAGACUGUGGGCGUAUGACCACGCAAGCCUUCGCUUCCGGAGUCGUCUCCCCGACGACCAUUUACGGUUCAUCGUUCGUGGAUAGAGUAACUGAAAUACGCGCACAACUAUUUGAAUCAGCAAGAUCGAUUCAGCGUUGUAGUUGUACGGCGAACGUCGCUGGAAAUGCGGUCAAAUAAGAGACCCCUUCUCCCUGCAGCGAAAUCUCUGUCUAGCGUUCGGCUACGCGCCGGAGCAAAGCAUUUAACUUGCACACAAAAUCCCGCCAAUACGCAGGUUUAAUGUUAUUCCCAGAUCAAGUUUUUACGCAGUCUAGUAUCAAAGUCAGCCAGUCGUAAACGAAUUGGCUUUUUCUCUGCUAAAUGAUAAGCACUCGUAAUUUGUGCAAUCUUGAGCGAUAUACUGAACGGAUGUAAAUUCAAAUCAGUGGAGCGAACCUGACGUCAUCUCUGAAUCCCUGAAGCAAUCGAACGAGGAAGUGUUAAGACUAAAAAAAAACUGAAAUCUUUAUCGAAAACGCUGAUGAAUCGACUCUUUGCUCAGCUGUUUUGAUUUCCAAAUGUCGUGUAUUUUUCCAGCAAUUUGUACGUGCUAAAAAUAGCGUAAAACGUGAGCAUGACCCUUGCUUGCCUGGCAUGCGGGCGCCAAAUACCGUCGUCUUAAUAUGGCCGACAUGGUGAUGUUUAGAAGAAGACGACAUUUUCUCCCAGUCACUAAGUAAGAGUCGAAGUAGUAAAAACGACCAGACAACAGUGAAGAAUGAUGCCACUUUGGGCUGUAAUCGUCGGCUUUGUCUUUGUUAGCUUCUUACAAGAUUCGUUUGAAGCUGACUUCACAUCCAUUCGCGACUUGAAAGCAGCUAGCGAUUCUCUGGAACGACGGGCAAUUUGUGAGUCCUUAUGCAGAUCCGAGAGGCCAGAUACGACGCACUUCGAAAAGGAAAUCUCUAUGGGUAUGUGCAUCCAUACAUGUGUUCGCAAUAAAAGAGAAGGUUUCAUACGCGAAGGUCACAAAGGAAGGUCACAACGGAGUGCUUACCAGCAGGAAGACAAUGACUGCCUCAAGCCACAGGAUUUCGUGGAAUAUCCUGGACGAAUACCCUCAUCUAUAACAGUGGAUUAUUCAGCCAGAAAACCAAACUUAUCAAUCUCUUGGAGUCCAGUGCAUUAUAAUAAGAACUGGACCAGGUAUGCCUUACAUUACUCUUCCAUGGGAGAAGCAGUUAACAUUGACAGAAUGAAUUGUAAACUGAUACCAAAGGAUCAACAUGAGUGGAUUUUACAGAAUGGCAGUGGUUGGAACUAUCCUGAUGGGAUCUGGGUUGGGAUCAUCACGUAUCCUCAUAGGAAAUAUGAUAGCUUCGACAUGAAACGAUUUGGUACCACGCCGAGGCCUCCACCAACGUUUCCUCCAACGUCAAGCGACGUAUCCACCAAACUUAUAGCCGCCAUUUUGGGUGCAGCAUUUGGUUUUUUGCUGCUAGUGUUUGCAGUUUUGUUUUAUCGGAAACAAAUCAACUUGCUGAGGCCUUUCCGUACUUGUUUUCCAGCUUUGUUUCCCAUCUUUGCAGUUGAACCAAAUAAUCGGCCAGGUAUAGCAGAACCGGAGAAAAAGUCAGGUCCUGAAAUCUAUUACGCGUGUUAUUAUCCGGAAAGUCCCUCGUACCAACUUGAAGUGGCCAAUGUCGUGAACUGCUUCCGAGAAAAUGGUUACAAAGUGGAAAUGGACGUGAUGAAUGCUAACGAGCGACUCGAUCUUGGACCAACUCGUUGGGCGGAGCAGCAAAUUAAGAAUGCACUCAAUGUACUGGUCUUUCUGUCGCCAGAACUUCUGCGAUUGUGUGCAAGCGACCUCGAAGGAGUGCAAUUCUCUCACCAGGAACACGAAAUCCGCUGGGUCGAACUCGACUUGAUUCGAAGAGAGUACACACAGACACGCUCACUGCGUAAAAUGGUUUGCAUUAUUCUGCCAAAUACACGCGUCGACCCAAAGGAUCUCCCGCCGUGGGCACAAAUUACAUACAAAUGGCCCGAGGACAAGAUGAACAUUUUCAAACGUUUAAACGGCAGACCCAUCAUCCAACCCUCGUAGCGUUUAUUAAUGGAAAAAAUACUUAAACAAUGUGUUACCAGCACGUAAGAAAUAUGUAUAGACAGUUAUUUUUUAAUGGGAGGUAAUUCUUAGGUGUGUUAUUGUAUUUAAGUUUCAUUUCCUUUCAAAACACUGUAUUUGUUAAGCUCAGUUGUCGAUAGUGAAGAAGUUUCUCUCAGAUUGUAGCAAUGCAAAGGAUAUGAAAGAAAGGAAAGCUGUGCUUGCGCACCCCUUGCGGGCUACUUUAGGAUGCAAACGGAAAACCAGUUUUUGGGCUUGCCCCUUGGGCUUGUUGUAACUGUGAUGUACUAGCCCAGUAGCCAUUGUCACUAGCCCUCCAAAAUGGCAUCGCUUACAGCACUUCUGUAAUUUCAAAGUCGUCAAAGUUUUUUCUCAGGAAACUUCAAUUGCCCAUCGGGUGUGGGAGACGAUUUUUAACAACAUCGAAGAAUGGAAAUUUAGUUCUAUAUUUAGUUCUGUAAUUUAGUUCUAUAUUUUUAUUUAUUUUUGUGGACAGCUUCAGAUGACGCGUUAUUUUUAUUAUGCCGAGGUUGUAUGAUAGGUACUUAUUGACCAAGUGGGAAUGCUGGACGGGAAUAUUCCAUGGUAGUAUGCGGUCAUUUUGAGCGCAGAGUGAAUAGGUGGAAAAUUUGUUCCCUCCGGGUAUCCUUACUUGGAGUAAUUGAGGUGAAUAAGCAAAGAACCUCUUAGCCAGGGUCAUCGUGUUGUGUUCUUGGGCGAGGCACCUUACCUCGCAGUGCCUCUCCACCCGUGUGUUUAAACAAGCACCGGCGAAUUUGAUGCUGGGGUGGGAGCAAGGGGGGGGGGGUGGUGGUCCGGUGGAACCGUGCAAUGGACUAACAUGGGGUGGGAGGGGGGGGUGGGGUGUAGAAAUAGCAGCGGCCUGUUGGGCCAUAAGGCUCCUAGGCAGUCUGUGUAAGAAAUUCUGGUGUAAAAAGGGUAACAGCGAUUUAAGGCUGCACUCUAACAGUUACAUCACCCUGUUUAUUUCAAAAUUCUUCGAGAGUUCUCGAAAAUCUUUGUAAAUAUUGUGUAACCUUGUAGGUAAUGUUCUAAAAUUAUUUUCAAUUUGCAUUGUGCACUUUGAUUUCACAUAAUUGGUACUUCUCUGGAUAAAUCAGAAGUGAGGAAUUUCUGUGGCUCUAUCAUAACCCUUUUAGUGGCAGGAAUUUUGUCUCUCGUUUCAGUUUCAUUGUAUGGGAAAAUCGGACAGUAGAUAAAUUAAUGUUCGCAAAAAGUCAAGAGAUCACAUCACAAUGUUGAUCUAGUCCGUUGCAUGUGUGAUGAAAAUGACUUCUUUCAGUUGGAUGAACUUCACAGUUGUGUAUAGUAUUAUAGAGAAAAGAUGAUUUCGUGUACCGAAAUUAAUGAUAGAAUUUUGUAGUGAAAUAAAGCUCCAAUGUAUAUUGAUCA